Xyrauchen texanus (razorback sucker) is the source of this 743-nucleotide messenger RNA. RefSeq lists its product as uncharacterized. The transcript is spliced from 5 exons. The coding region runs from base 93 to 608 and encodes 171 amino acids. The record is from RefSeq and is a predicted model, not a curated record. NCBI's taxonomy places the organism in Eukaryota, Metazoa, Chordata, Actinopteri, Cypriniformes, Catostomidae.
CGACAAAGAAGUUCAAGUACGUGUUCUGAUAAUUAGACCAUUUAAAAAGCGUGUUUUUGUCCUUAUGUGAGACAACUUAUUGGUUUACUGCGAUGGAGACACCGCAAAACACUUUAAACAUCACCUUUGAAGACGAUCCAGAAAUACAGGAUUUGCUCAAACAACUUAAGGACGCCAAAACUGAACAACAAGUUACUAAAGACGAGUUGGAUCAAGUGAACAAAGAUGUCAACUCAUGCAGAGAGGAGAUGGACCGGAGGAUGAUGAUGAUGGUCCAAGUGGAUGAAGGCCUGUGGAAUUCACUUCUUGAACUGGAUGCUGUUAUGGAGGAGAAGAAAAGCCUUGCCAAGCAGUUACAAGAAUUAACUUUGUCAAGGACCAUAGAGUCAAAUCAAGCUCUUCUGAGAAGUUUGCAGAAGGAGAAAAGCCACCUGCUGGAGCUGGAGCAUAAUCUAAAGAUCAGACGAGAUCAGCUGAGGAAAGAAUUAGCAGAUGUUUCUUCAAACCUAGAGGAAGUUUCACAGUGUGACAAUCCAGUUAAACCAAGCUCACCCAGCCAGAGUAAGUCGACUGUAAAGCCAGUGAGUAAAAGAGGAGAACGGAAGUGAACACAAUGUCUUCUGAAUACACAAUGUGGAAAUAAAGCUACAUUAAUUUUCUGUUGUGUAAAAUUAUGAUGCAAUAUAUUUAAAAAAAUAAAGUGACAUCUUUGUUUAUGUUUUGUGAAAUUAAGCUGCAAUAAA